This is a messenger RNA of Musa acuminata subsp. malaccensis (wild Malaysian banana), 1019 nucleotides long. RefSeq lists its product as uncharacterized. Gene Ontology annotation, cellular component: cytosol. Gene Ontology annotation, biological process: proteolysis. Gene Ontology annotation, molecular function: pyroglutamyl-peptidase activity. The record is from RefSeq and is a predicted model, not a curated record. Lineage: Eukaryota; Viridiplantae; Streptophyta; Magnoliopsida; Zingiberales; Musaceae.
UCUUCCCGUAUCGGUCUUCUCGAGAGGCAUUCGCUUCCCCAACAACCUUCCUCCUCGGAGUAGAAAGCUGAGAGAGAUUACCCUGACAUCUUCGCCUUUCUCGAGCUCCUGCCGAUAUUUAUCGUAAGGAAAGAAGAGGGUGUUGGCGACAGGUCGAGAUGGGUUCGGAGAGACCCUCGGAGGUGGCAGUUCACAUCACAGGGUUCGGGCGAUUCCUUGGGGUUCCGGAGAACCCCACAGAGGGGAUCGUGGCAGGGCUGGAACAUUUCAUGCAGGAGAAGGGGCUGCCGCAGGGUCUUCGUCUCGGAAGCUGCAGCGUUCUUGAGACUGCAGGAGAAGGGGCACUUGCUCCGCUCUACAGGGUUUUGGAGUCGGCUGUUCCCCAGACCAGCACCGAUUCUGGACGAGUUAUCUGGGUUCAUUUUGGAGUCGAUGGAAGUUCAUCAUGUUUUGCUGUCGAGAAACAAGCAGUGAAUGAAGCUACUUUUCCUUGUCCAGAUGAGUUAGGAUGGAAACCGAUGAGGGUUCCCAUCAUUGCUUCUGAUGGAGGCAUUUCACAAGUUCGGCAGACUACUCUUCCUGUGGACGACAUCGUGAAGGCCUUGGCCAAAACGGGGUACUUAGCGAGGACUUCUCUCGAUGCUGGUAGCUUCGUCUGCAACUAUGUUUACUACCAUUCCCUGUGGUUCGCGGAGCAGCAUGGCUUCGACUCCCUCUUCGUGCACGUCCCUCCUUUUGAGACCAUUCACAAGGAGAUUCAGAUGAAGUUUGUUGCCUGCCUCCUCGACGUUCUUGCUUCCUUGCCGUAAUGCCUCCAUCCAUCAGAAACCAUCGAAAGAUCUGCUUUCUCUAAGUUGUGUGAGUGAAACUUAGCUCGAAUGUCUGUAUUUCUCAAUGCUAUGUCAUGUCUCUGCAUCAGCGAAUAAAAGGCAAUUCGGUGGUUGUCUUUAUCUUGUUAUCUAUGUAAUGCUAUGGUAUGUCUAAUCCAUAUUGGCGAGCGAAUCGAGUCUUUUUACAUA